AUGACUGAGGAGGGCCCCGAGGGCUGCGAUGCACACCUCGUGGGAAGCAGGGCAUCCAAGCAGGACAGUGUGCAAGAUUCCCGAGGAGUGCAGGCCCUUCCUUUGAAUGUUGCCUUUGCAGAAAACUACGAAUUGAAUGUUACUGGAACAGGCUUUAAUAACGCAAGGAACAAAAACGAAGUUAUCUGUAGAUUCAUCUUCAGCGAAAAUAAAUUCUUCGAUAAAAAAGCCGCCUCUGUGGAGGACACCACCAUGAUGUGCCCGGGAGAAACGAUAGAUAAUCCAGAUCAGGUGGUCUUCAUUGAAGUUAGCCUGAAUAAUGGCAUCAACUUCAUCAGCAACGGUGCUAACAUCACCAGCAAGAACUGUGUGAGUGCCAGG
This is a messenger RNA of Callorhinus ursinus (northern fur seal), 381 nucleotides long. The record is from RefSeq and is a predicted model, not a curated record. Lineage: Eukaryota; Metazoa; Chordata; Mammalia; Carnivora; Otariidae.